AUGUCGAUUGAACAGGCUAGGAAGUUAGCUGGUGUUAAAAAGUACGAAGAAGCGGAAUCUGUUUAUCUUUCUUUACUUAAUGAUGUCAAAUUGCAUGAUAAGAGACAUGCGCAGUUGCAGGAGCAAUCCAUUCUUGAGCUAGGACAUAUGUAUGCUCUGUCGCACCAGUCAGAUAAGUUAGCAGAAUUUAUUCCCAAGUCGCGAGAAUUUAUGAUGCAGUUUGCGAAGUCCAAGACGGCGAAGGUGUUGAAGACGUUGAUUGAUCAUUUUGAGUUGAUUCCAAAUACGUUACAUAGACAGAUUGAAGUUUGUAAGGAGUCGAUUGAAUUCGCUCAGGCUGAGAAGAGGGUAUUUUUAAAGCAUUCUCUUUCUGUGCGGUUGGCUACGUUGUACUAUCAGGGAGCGCAGUACCAUGACUCGCUAAAAUUAAUUAACGAUCUGUUGAAGGAGUUUAAAAAACUAGAUGAUAAGUCGUCAUUGGUGGAAGUGCAUUUAUUGGAAUCGAAGGUAUACCAUAAAUUGCGUAAUCUGGCCAAGUCCAAGGCUGCUUUGACAAGUGCAAGGACAUCUGCAAAUUCUAUAUAUUGUCCUACACUAACUAUGGCAGAGUUGGAUCUAACGAGCGGUAUUUUACAUUGUGAAGAUAAAGAUUACAAAACGGCAUUUUCCUAUUUCUACGAAUCUUUCGAAGCCUUCCACAAUUCUGUCGACUCCUCGGAGAAGGCAUGUCAAGUCUUAAAGUAUAUGCUGUUAUCAAAGAUUAUGUUGAAUCUAAUUGACGAAGCCACAAACAUUCUAAACGCCAAGUAUACGAAGGAAUCAUAUCAAUCGCGUGGAAUUGAUGCAAUGAAAGCUGUUGCUGAUGCAUACUCCCAUAGGUCGCUAUUGGAGUUCAAUACAGCAUUAAAGAAUUACGAGGAAGAGCUUAUGGGUGAUGAUUUGAUCAGAUCACACUUCAACGCCUUGUACGACACACUAUUGGAGUCUAAUUUAUGCAAAAUCAUUGAACCAUUCGAAUGCGUCGAGGUAUCGCAUAUAUCUAAGAUGAUUGGAUUGGACCCACAGCAAGUUGAAGGUAAGCUAUCGCAGAUGAUCUUAGAUAAGGUGUUCUACGGUGUUUUGGAUCAAGGGAAUGGCUGGCUAUAUGUCUACACCACCCCAGAGCAGGAUGCCACAUACGAUUCUUCCUUAGAAUUAAUUGGUAAAUUGAAUAAAGUUGUGGAACAACUGUUUGAGAAGGCUAGUAUUUUGAACUGA
Molecule: messenger RNA, 1257 nt
Organism: Eremothecium cymbalariae DBVPG#7215
Lineage: Eukaryota; Fungi; Ascomycota; Saccharomycetes; Saccharomycetales; Saccharomycetaceae
Gene: RPN6
Product: proteasome regulatory particle lid subunit RPN6
Exons: 1
Coding region: 1-1257 (418 amino acids)
Biological process (GO): ubiquitin-dependent protein catabolic process
Cellular component (GO): proteasome regulatory particle, lid subcomplex
Molecular function (GO): protein binding; structural molecule activity
Source: RefSeq, a predicted model, not a curated record